AUGUCGAGGCGCAAGCAGGCGAAGCCGCAGCACAUCAAUUCGGACGAGCAGCAAGCGCCGGACGGAGCAAAUGGGAGUCCACAAGACGACCCAGGUGACAGAGAUGGUGAAAUGAGUUCAAAAAGGUGCCGAAUGGAUGAAACCAAUGUCUGUGAGAAAUGCUGUGCAGAGUUCUUCAACCUCUCUGAAUUCCUUGCGCAUAAGAAAAAUUGCACUAAAACGCCACCUGUCCUAAUCAUGAAUGACGGCGAGGGAGCCAUGCCGCCAGAGGACUUCCCUGAUAGCUCCUCGGAGAGCUUUGCGAACAAUCGGAUGAAUAGACCUGCCAAGGACAGUCAUACCAAGAGCUGCUCUGGUUCUGUGGAAGAGAGGGGACAGAAAGCUGGCGCCGAGCCAGUGGGAGGAAUGUAUCUGAAAUCGGAGCCCUCUGUUGCCCCUACAGCUCACAGUUUAAGCUAUUUGCCCAAACCUAAAGUUCCAAACACUAAUGUGACUUUGCAGACUCUCCGUGGCACUAAAGUGGCCGUCAACCAGUGUGCUCCUGAGAGCCUUUCUCCAUCGGCAGCUGGCCUCCAUGCCAUUCCGAUGAUCCUUGAGCAGCUUGUGUGCCUCCAGCAACAGCAGCUCCAGCAGAUCCAACUGACAGAGCAAAUCCGCAUCCAGAUAGCCAUGAUGGCUCCCCACGUUCUUCACCCCUCCAUCGCCACUGCUGCAGAUCCCCUGAAAGCUUUGGGUGCUCACAUGUCCCAGCAACUCUCGGCUGCUGUUGCUUUAAUUGGACAGAAAGCUGGGAACCAAAGCCUAUCACUGGACUCCUUGAAACAAGGCAAACUACCUCAUCCGAACGUUGGCAUUCCAGUGGCUGUCUCCAUGGCCACUGGGCAUGUGCCUUCCAUUUCCUUGAAGCCCGAGGUAAACAGGGGUCUGCCAAACUCCAUGUCACGCUUCCCAAGCCCUUUGCUACCUCAGUCAUCCAACUCGGUCAUCUUCCAAAACUCACUUCCUGCUGUUUCCCCAGCAGUUGACCCCACAAAGAAAGGGAAAGGGAAGCUGCCAAAUAUUAAUAUGUCUGAAAGCAAACCUAACGUGGAAGAGCCCUUCUUCAAACACAAGUGCAAAUUUUGUGGCAAGGUCUUCGGGAAUGACAGCGCCCUGCAGAUACAUCUCCGCUCCCACACUGGCGAAAGGCCUUACAAGUGUAACAUUUGUGGCAAUCGCUUUACAACCAAAGGGAACCUCAAAGUACAUUUCCAGCGGCAUAAAGACAAAUACCCUCACAUCAAAAUGAACCCCUAUCCAGUUCCGGAACACCUAGACAAUGUGCCCACUAGCAGCGGCAUUCCCUAUGGAAUGUCCGUCCCACUGGAUGAGUCCAAUAUUAUUGUGGAUACCAAACCUAUUUUGACCACACUGCCUACCUCCGUGGGUGUUGGCUUACCUCAGAACGUUUCCCAUCUGCCAAGUGUCAAGGAUUCUCUCACUGGUGUAGUUGUGAGUGACGUGCACAUGCAGCCAAGGCCUUCUCCAGAAAGUGAAGGAGGUUCUUCAUCAGGGGCAGCCAGUCAUGAGUCAGGAAUGGAACCAAGCCAAAGUUCCCCCCAAGCUGGCUGCAGCAUGAGUGCCUUCCACCAAGGCAGAGGUGGUGAGCAAGGGUCAGAAACCACAAAGCUCCAGCAGUUAGUGGAGAACAUUGAUAAAUCCGCAGCUGACCCCAAUGAGUGCCUGAUCUGCCACCGAGUCCUCAGCUGCCAGAGCUCCCUUAAAAUGCAUUAUCGUACCCACACUGGCGAGAGGCCGUUCAAGUGCAAGAUCUGUGGCCGCGCUUUCUCUACCAAAGGCAAUCUUAAAACGCAUUAUGGAGUACACCGAGCAAACACUCCACUGAAAAUGCAGCACUCCUGCCCCAUCUGCCAGAAGAAGUUUACAAAUGCUGUGGUGCUGCAGCAGCAUAUCCGCAUGCACAUGGGAGGGCAAAUUCCUAACACGCCUGUUCCAGAAAAUACCCAUGACAGCAUUGACAUGGAGGCUGCUGCAGCUGAGAAGAAUGGAGAUCUGGGCCGUCCAGGUGAGAACAUAGAAAGUAUGGAGACGACAGGAGAACUGGAAUCGCAGGAUAUUUCCAGCCACUCAUCCAAGCCACCCACCCCUUGCAAUACUCAACCUGAUCCUUCCAGCUCCGUCUUUCCAAGCAUCUCCGUGCUGGAAAACCAGAUGAAAAUUGUGAACUCGUCUUUGACUUUGCAGCGUCAAAGCAGCCUGAAGUCCAGUGACAAUGGCUCAGCAGAGAGCGAUGGUAUGACUAACGAUUCUUCCUCGGUAGUGGGUGAUCCAGACUAUCAGAAUGGCACCCGGAGCCCAGUUGCUUCUGAAUCGGCUUCAUUCUCAGCAUUAUCUCCGGCCAACAGUCAAGCGGAGAGCACCAGAUCCAAGUCUCCAGGUUUUAACGUUCCAGAUGAUGGUGGUAUGGGAAGCAAGUCAGAUGGUCCAGAAAUCCAUCCUGUAGAAAAGGACAGUGCUUUGGACCUAACUUAUAGCAAUAUUGGUCGAAAGGUUAUCAAAGAGGAGCCUGGGCUACACUUCCCAAAUGGAGAGUAUGGCCGAAGCAGCAUCCAUGCGGCUUUUAUCCGAGCACCACCAGCUCUCAUCAAAAUGGAAAUGCCAAAUGAUCGCCCUAUUGGUGCAAGCCAUUUUAUUGGGCCCCCUGCAUUGUCUCCUGGUGUGCCUCCUCUUCUGGUGCCAGCCCCUCGUCGUACCGCUAAACAGCAUAUCUGCACUACGUGUGGCAAGAAUUUUUCUUCCGCGAGCGCUCUUCAGAUUCACGAACGGACUCAUACAGGUGAAAAGCCAUUUGCAUGUACCAUCUGUGGAAGAGCUUUCACCACAAAAGGGAAUCUGAAGGUCCAUGUUGGAACUCAUAUGUGGAACAACUCAGCCAGACGUGGAAGAAGACUGUCCAUUGAUAAUCCCAUGGCUCUGCUCGGCAGUGACCCAAAGAAGGUAUCGGAGAUCUUUCCGAAGGAUGUUGUGCCACAGUCAGUCAACAUUGAUCCUGCAGCAUGGAACCAAUAUGCUGCAGUGCUCAGCAAUGGCUUAGCCAUGAAGACCAAUGAGAUCUCUGUGAUUCAGAGUGGUGGAAUAUCUUCUCUUCCAACCACAAUUGGUGGAGGUCCAGCAAUCAAUAUAGCCAUGAAUUCUGCCACAGUCUCCAAGAUGGAUGGCUCCCAGUCCGCCAUCGGCUCAGAGAUGGAGAAGCCUAGCAGUGCCGCCGCAGGCAAUGUGCCAAAACGCCAAUUUCCUCACUUCAUGGAGGAGAACAAAAUUGCUGUCAAUUAA
This is a messenger RNA of Eublepharis macularius, 3333 nucleotides long. RefSeq names its product spalt like transcription factor 4 (gene SALL4). The record is from RefSeq and is a predicted model, not a curated record. The transcript is spliced from 4 exons. Gene Ontology annotation, molecular function: RNA polymerase II cis-regulatory region sequence-specific DNA binding; DNA-binding transcription factor activity, RNA polymerase II-specific. NCBI's taxonomy places the organism in Eukaryota, Metazoa, Chordata, Lepidosauria, Squamata, Eublepharidae. Gene Ontology annotation, biological process: regulation of transcription by RNA polymerase II. Bases 1 to 3333 code for a protein of 1110 amino acids. Gene Ontology annotation, cellular component: nucleus.